AUGCUCCAGAUGCCACCACCCCCCCCAAUUCCUGAUCCACCCAACGGUCCGGCCAUUGACUCCGUCCACCCGAGAGAGGAGGACGUGGUGGAGGACCAUGUCAAUGGGACGAUGCAACCUUGCCGAUGCGCCGAUUGCGGGAAGAGCUUCUCGGCCUCCAACAAACGCCGGCGGCUCUUGACCGGCGCCGAACGGCCGUGUAAGUGCGCCGACUGCGGGAAGAGCUUUCUUUGGGGUCCCCGUGCGCGUCCGGCGCCGGAGAGGACCCACAAGUGCUGCCAGUGUGGGAAGAGCUUCACGUACCGGGCGGAGAACGUCAAGCACCAAGGGACGCAGACGGGGGAGAAGCCCUACACCUGCCCCGAGUGCGGGAAGAGCUUCGGGCAGAAUUCGGCGCUGGUGAAGCAUCGCCGGAUGCACACGGGCGAGAAGCCCUACAAGUGCGGGGAGUGCGGGAAGAGCUUCAGCGUCCGCUCCAACCUCAUCAAGCAUCAACGGACCCACCUCGGCGAGAAGCCCUACAAGUGCCCCGACUGCGGGAAGGGCUUCACCUACAAGUGCGGGGAGUGCGGGAAGGGCUUCGGGCAACGCUCGGCGCUGGUGAAGCAUCGCCGGAUCCACACCGGUGAGAAACCCUACGCCUGCGGUGACUGCGGGAAGGGCUUCAUCCAGAAGUCGGACCUGACCAUCCACCGCCGGAUGCACACCGGCGAGAAGCCCUACCUACCGGAGAUGCCCACCUCAGUCCCGGGGAUGCUCAAACCAGUACCAGAGCUGCUCAAACCAGUCCCAGGGCUGCUCAAACUGGGCCCGGGGAUGCCCAAACUGGGCCCGGGGAUGAUUUUCCCAGUAUCAGGGAUGCUCGGCUAA
This is a messenger RNA of Opisthocomus hoazin, 870 nucleotides long. Lineage: Eukaryota; Metazoa; Chordata; Aves; Opisthocomiformes; Opisthocomidae. The record is from RefSeq and is a predicted model, not a curated record.